Molecule: messenger RNA, 1836 nt
Organism: Sporisorium graminicola
Lineage: Eukaryota; Fungi; Basidiomycota; Ustilaginomycetes; Ustilaginales; Ustilaginaceae
Exons: 1
Coding region: 1-1836 (611 amino acids)
Biological process (GO): glucan catabolic process
Cellular component (GO): cell surface; extracellular region
Molecular function (GO): beta-glucosidase activity
Source: RefSeq, a predicted model, not a curated record
AUGCCUCGUACCAAGCCAACCUCGCCCAACUCGGCCUACUACAGCCCCGAUCCCAACACCCCCACGUUCUCGCCUCCUGGCGAGUAUACCGAGUUCCAGACCCUCCGACCAGGUACACCAGGAAGCUUUGGUCGGUACUCUGUCGCCAGCACCAACCUCGAAAAGUACGAUCAGGACGGCCCCCACACUCCACAAGCACAGGCUCUUUUGUCCCAUGACGACGGCGCCCAGCGUUCUAGCGCCUAUUACUUUGACAAGGAAGGCGGUGCUGCUGCUGCCCAUUCUGCUUCUGAUGCAUACCAAUACCAGGGCAGACGGGGCCAAGGCUUCAAUCCCGCCAACGCCGCUGCUCUCGAACAUGGGUCUCCCGCUAAAAAGCGCGCUGGCUUCAUUCGACGCAGACCCAUCCUCUUCAGUGCCAUCCUCCUCCUCGUCCUCAUCGCUGCCGGUGUCGGUGCCGGUGUAGGUAUUUCGCAGUCCAACAAGUCCAAUGACAAGAACCUUUCCGCCACCAACACCAGCGCCAACUCUGGAUCCGGCUCCGGCUCCAACUCCCCCUCCUCUUCCUCCUCCCCUUCCUCGACCAGUCGUGGCAGUAGCGCUGGCUCCCCUACCACCUCCUCCGCUCCCAAGAUCACUCCUUUCGCCAAAUACAGCUGGACUGACACCGGCACCAAGGCUUUCGGUGUCAGUCUCGGCUCCUGGCUUGUCCUCGAGCGAUGGCAGCUCGAAGAUUGGAUGGUUGAACAGGGCGGUGACGAUGCUUGGGACGAGUGGAGCUUCACUCAGAACCUCGGCAGCAAGGCCGCUUCCGUCCUCACCGACCACCAAAACAGCUGGGUCACCGAGGCCGACAUGGACACCUUGCAGAACACCGGUGUCAACCUCGUUCGUAUCCCCAUUCCCUUCUGGGCCUUCAUCCCCACCAUCUCGGGCGAGCCUUACUACAACAACUUGACCGCAUACAGGGCCCAGCUCGACAAGAUGCUUCAGUGGUGCUACUCGCGCGGCAUGUAUGUCAUGCUCGACCUCCACGCCAUGCCCGGUUCGCAGAACGGCGACCAGUCCAGCGGUCACAACACCACCAACAUUCAGUGGUUCUCGCAGGCCAACCAGGACCGUUCCGAUACCUUCCUCAAGAAUGUUCUUUCCUGGGCCACCUCGAGCCAGUACAGCUCCAUCAUCAACUCGAUCGGCGUCGUCAACGAGCCCCGUGUCGUUAACAACAACUGGGCGGUUGACCAGUCCCGCUUCCAGAUCACCCAGAACUACUACGAGCGCAGUUACGCUCUUUGCGUCCAGAACAACAUCCCCAUGACCUUCCACAACGGCUUCGCUCCCGGCAGCGUCACGGACAAGAUGAACCUCUGGAAGUCCUUUGUCUCGGGCAAGGACCCCAACAUGCUCAUAUACGAGGACCACCCGUACCCAGGCUGGUUCCAGACGCCUGAACCGGGCCAGUCCCAGAUUCAGUCGUCGGUCUGCGAAUACGGUGCUGCGGGAAGCUCCUUUGGCAUUCCCAUCAUCAUGGGUGAAAUGUCGGCCAUUCAGAACACCAACUCGUCAAGCUACGCCACCACCUACCUACAGAUGCAGUUCGCCACGUACGGUUGGUCCGCAGGGUCCAUUUUCUGGAACUUUAAGGCCAACGCGUCGCAGAACCCAGUGCUCGCCCUCUCGCCCAACUUGAUGCAGCUCUACUCGUAUGUCGACCUCGUCGCUGCUGGCACCAUGCCCAACCCGGGCAAAGGCGGAAACAUUCGCAACUUUUACUCGAGCCUGCCCAACCCUUGUGGCGGGUUCCAGACCUACGGCUGGAGCAACCCUGCGCCAUGA